CUGUGAAUACAAAGAACAGAAAAAUGUUCAUAUGCUGAUAUAAACACUACUAAACACAUUCCAAUGGCAUCAACCGACGAACGCAGUCAGUCACCGAACAAACAGCGUCGCUGGUCAAAGUAUGUUACUGAUGUGUACGACCCAGUCCAGGUGGGCUCGAUCGAUGGUACGGACGAAGUGCCGCACGAUCGGGCUCUCGUACGUGCCAUAAAUUCAACUUACCGUCCCAAUGGCAAAGUGAAAGGGAACCCGAUGCACACGAUCUUCAUCGGCCGGCUAGCGCACUCAGUAACGGAGGAACAAUUACGCACAAAAUUCUCGCCCUUCGGCACGAUUGUCCACCUACGGCUCGUGUCAGACAUCGUCACCGGACUGCCCCGGGGUUACGCGUUCAUCGAGUAUGGAAACCGCGAGGAGGCGCUCCGGGCGAUCGAUCGAAUGCACGGUGUCAUCAUCGAGGGCAAAGAAAUCCUCGUUGAUGAAGAGUGGGAACGAAGGUUGGAUGGGUGGAAACCACGCCGGUUGGGUGGUGGAUUCGGCGGGAGGAAGAAGUCCCAACAGCUCCGGUUCGGCUGCAAAGUGCAACCAUUUCGGAGGCCUCUGCUGGAAGAAGUGGCCAACAGUGGCGGUGUGUCGAGUGUCAGUGAGUGGAACCGUCGGGUACGUCAUCGGAAGGAGGGAAAAUCGAGUGGCAAUAGAUAAGUGGGAAGGCAGCUGAAUGGGAUGCAACUUGGCAAAUAGAUAGUUGUAUUUAAAACUAGUAAUAAUA
This is a messenger RNA of Anopheles coustani, 769 nucleotides long. RefSeq names its product U11/U12 small nuclear ribonucleoprotein 35 kDa protein-like. Gene Ontology annotation, molecular function: mRNA binding; snRNA binding. Gene Ontology annotation, cellular component: U12-type spliceosomal complex; precatalytic spliceosome. Bases 64 to 702 code for a protein of 212 amino acids. Lineage: Eukaryota; Metazoa; Arthropoda; Insecta; Diptera; Culicidae. Gene Ontology annotation, biological process: mRNA splicing, via spliceosome. The transcript has 2 exons. The record is from RefSeq and is a predicted model, not a curated record.